GUGGGAGGGAAUUGGCAAUCUUGCUGCCUACGUGGGAGAGAAGGGAGAGUUGGGGGAAGUGUGGAAAACCUGAACCUGAGCCGCUGCUGCCUGAAGAAGAUUUAGUGGGAGAAGUAGAGGGGAAAAGACGGGUGGAGAGUGAGGUGAGGAGGACAUCUGGGGAGCUGCUCGCGGGCAGCACAAAGUUCUUGGCGAUGUGGCUGAAGCCUGAGGAAGUGCUCCUGAAAAAUGCGCUGAAGCUGUGGCUGAUGGAAAGGUCCAACGACUACUUCGUGCUGCAACGGCGUCGGGGCUACGGGGAGGAAGGCGGAGGAGGUCUCACAGGGCUUCUGGUUGGGACUCUUGACUCAGUCUUAGACUCAACUGCUAAAGUAGCUCCAUUUCGCAUUCUACACCAGACACCAGAUUCUCAAGUUUACCUGUCAAUUGCAUGUGGAGCCAACAGAGAAGAAAUAAUGAAACAUUGGGAUUGGUUGGAACAAAAUAUCGUGAAGACCUUACCUGUGUUUGAUUCAAAUGAAGAUAUUACUAAUUUUGUACAAGGAAAAAUAAGAGGAUUAAUUGCUGAAGAAGGAAAACAUUCUUUUGCAAAAGAAGAUGAUCCUGAGAAAUUUCGUGAAGCCCUUUUGAAAUUUGAAAAAUGUUUUGGUUUACCAGAGCAGGAGAAGUUAGUGACCUAUUACUCAUGCAGUUAUUGGAAAGGACGGGUUCCUUGUCAGGGUUGGCUCUAUCUUAGCACCAACUUUCUGAGCUUCUAUUCUUUUUUGUUAGGAUCAGAAAUAAAACUCAUUAUCUCCUGGGAUGCAGUCUCAAAACUUGAAAAGAUUUCAAAUGUCAUACUGACAGAGAGUAUUCAUGUGUGUUCCCAAGGGGAGAGUCACUACUUUUCAAUGUUUUUGCAUAUUGACCAAACAUACCUUCUUAUGGAACAGCUGGCAAACUAUGCUAUAAAGAGACUUUUUGACAAGGAAACAUUUGAUGAUGACCCAGUCCUUGAUGAUCCUCUACAAAUCACCAAAAGAGGUCUGGAAGAUCGAGCCCACAGUGAGCAGUUUAAUGCAUUUUUUAGGCUGCCCAAAGAAGAAACUUUGAAAGAAGUACAUGAAUGUUCCUUAUGGGUACCAUUCAGCCGCUUCAAUGCUCAUGGCAAAAUGUGCAUUUCAGAAAACUAUAUCUGCUUUACUAGCCAGGAUGGCAAUCUAUGUAAUGUAAUCAUUCCAUUUCGAGAGGUCUUAGCUAUAGAUAAGACAAAUGAUUCUAGCAAAUCUAUCAUCAUUAGCAUCAAAGGAAAAACAGCUUUUCGCUUCAGUGAAGUUAAAGACUUUGAACAACUGGUGGCAAAACUCAGGCUCAAGUGCGGGGCAGCUUCAACUCAAUAUCAUGAUAUUAGCACAGAGGUUCCUAUUAGUUCUGAUUCCUCAGACCCAUCUGAUAAUAUUAAGGAACGAUAUUUGACAUGUCAGAGAGAAUGCAGUAAAACUCUGAACACUGAAGCCUUAAUGACAGUAUUUCACCCUCAGAAUUUGGAGACUCUUAAUUCAAAAAUGUUGAAAGAAAAGAUGAAGGAACAGUCAUGGAAUAUCCUAUUUGCAGAAUGUGGGCGUGGUGUUAGCAUGUUUCGGACCAAAAGGUCUCGAGAUCUGGUUAUAAGAGGGAUUCCAGAGACUUUAAGAGGAGAGCUCUGGAUGCUUUUUUCAGGUGCUGUUAAUGACAUGGCUGUUAAUCCUGGCUAUUAUGCUGAAGUGGUUGAACAAUCUGUAGGGACCUGCAACUUGGCUACUGAAGAAAUUGAACGUGAUUUACGUCGCUCCCUGCCUGAGCACCCAGCCUUUCAGAGUGACACUGGCAUAUCUGCUCUGAGGCGGGUACUCACUGCUUAUGCAUACAGGAAUCCCAAAAUUGGAUACUGCCAGGCAAUGAACAUUUUGACUUCAGUGUUGCUUCUGUAUGCAAAAGAGGAAGAAGCUUUUUGGCUUCUGGUUGCUGUGUGUGAACGAAUGUUGCCUGAUUAUUUUAAUCAUCGAAUUAUUGGUGCCUUGGUAGAUCAGGCCGUCUUUGAAGAACUUAUCAGGGAUCAUCUUCCCCAGCUGACAGAACACAUAACCGAUAUGACAUUCUUUUCCUCAGUUUCUCUUUCCUGGUUCCUCACACUUUUUAUUAGUGUGCUACCUAUUGAAAGUGCAGUGAAUGUGGUAGAUUGUUUCUUCUAUGACGGAAUAAAGGCCAUUUUACAACUGGGAUUGGCAAUACUUGACUAUAAUUUAGACAAACUACUGGCAUGUAAAGAUGAUGCCGAAGCUGUAACAGCUUUAAACAGGUUCUUUGACAGUGUCACUAAUAAGGAUAGCCCAUUGCCUUCAACUCUUCAGCAGGGUUCAAAUGUGAGUGAUGAAAAAAGCAGUCAUAUUAGAGUGGAUAUUACAGAUUUAAUUAGAGAGUCAAAUGAGAAAUAUGGUAGUAUUCAUUGUGAAGAUAUACACAGCAUGCGCUGUCGAAGUAGAUUGUAUGUGAUACAGACCCUAGAGGAAACAACAAAGCAGAAUGUGUUGCGUGUUGUAUCACAAGAUGUGAAACUGAGCCUUCAUGAAUUGGAUGAACUUUAUGUCAUCUUUAAGAAAGAGCUGUUUUUUUCUUAUUAUUGGUGUUUGAGUUAUCCAGUUUUGAAGCACCAUGACCCCAGUCUGCCAUAUUUGGAACAGUAUCAGAUUGACUGCCAACAGUUCAGAGUGUUGUAUCACUUCUUAAGUCCCUGGGCUCAUUCUGAAAACAGAGACUCACUAGCUUUAUGGACAUUCAGAUUGUUGGAUGAAAACUCUGACUGCCUUAUAAACUUCAAAGAAUUCUCUUCUGCAAUUGAUAUAAUGUACAAUGGAAGUUUUACUGAGAAGCUUAAGCUGCUUUUUAAGCUGCAUAUUCCUCCAGCUUAUACUGAAGUGAAGUUCAAGGACCCUUCAAAGGGAGAUGAACUUUCCGAGGAAGAAUUACUUUAUUUCAGUCAGCUCCAUGUUUCUAAGCCUGCACAUGAGAAGGAAGCAGGAUCAGUAAAAUCCAGCCCUGAAAAAGGCAAAGGAAAAGUUGAUAUUCAAGCAUACAUAAGUCAGUGGCAGGAUGAGCUUUUCAAAAAAGAAGACAAUAUUAAGGAUUUACCAAGAAUGAAUCAGUCACAAUUUAUUCAGUUUUCGAAGACCCUUUAUAACUUAUUUCAUGGAGACCCUGAAGAAGAAUCAUUAUAUCAAGCCAUUGCUGUUGUAACCAGCCUUUUGCUCAGGAUGGAAGAAGUUGGAAGGAAACUACAUAGCCCUACAUCAUCAGCCAAAGGAUUGUCUGUUGUGGUGUGUCCAGCUGCAUGUGAUAUUCUUGGAGCCACAAAAACAGAUAUGAAGAAGCCUUGCAAACAUCUACAUUUAUAAUUCGUCCCUUCUAUGCAAUAAGUUCUCUGGUUUGAAAAAUGAAUUGGAAAAUGCAGCUAGAGCUACUCCCUCUGUUCUGAAUAUGAAAAGCUAAGGUCUUCACAAAAAAUUUGACCUGACCUAAUCAUCCAGAGUAGGUGGAACCAACUACUGUAUAUAGGCACAGAUGUGUAUCACUUUUCAUUGUGAUGAGUCUGCUCACUGGUGAGAUGUAGCCUAAUGAUUGAUCUCAAAUCAAUCAGAUUAGUAAUGCCUAUGCAGGAAGAUCUAAGAAAUAACGUAUAUCAAGUGCCUGUAAUUUUGGGUGAAAAUAUUUGCUCUCCAUCACAGACCAAGCCUGAAGCAUGGAAAGAGGGUUAAAAAUGUUCCUCUUCCCUCAUAGUAUACUCGCUGUUCCACAUAUAUCUAUUGGGAAGAGUUGAUACAAUGCUGUCUCCUUCCCUUGGGUGGCUUUGGUGAUGAGAGAGUGAAGAGCAACUGAGUGCAGAAAAAGAAAUUUAGUGCCACCCAGAGAUCCAGUGCUCCAGGAGGAAGUAACAAGAUUCCCCUCUCAGAACCAAGCUUGCCAGGGCUUCAGCAUCACCCAGGGGCUAAGGGGGUCUUUGGGCUCAAACAUUUGUUAUUUCAGCAGUUCUUGUGCUGUUGCCAGUGUGUUAGAAUGAGAAUAGAUCACAGCCUCUGGUACUGACAGUCAAGCGUGCAUUCUCUACCCCCAGACUCUUGCAACAUUGAGAGCUGUUAUCAAACUGCUUUCCUCAGUGCCUGUAAACAGGUGCUGCCAUCAGAACCCAUGCUGAUAACACACAUCAAUCCUUCCCAAUCUUUGUACUGACUAAGGACGGAGAUGCCCUUUUGAGCCCCUGAUGAUUAUGUCUAAUAUAAGAUGAGUAGCUAAAUCAAGCUGGCUGUGAGUACAGGACAGUGGUUACUUUUUCAGUAGUGCAUGAAGCUUGCUGGAGAGAUAAUGUUCAUCUCUCCUUAAACCAGUCACCUAACAUUUAAUUGUAUUCUUAGCAUGUGUUGGAGAUGUGGCUGUCUUGGGUCUCCAGUCCUGAUAAUUUCCUAUUACUUCUUUUAGGAGGAGAAUCAUAGUUUGAUAUUUUACUGGGAUUAUAACAUUGGCCUAAUUAGAAGCAGGAAACUUGUGGGAGUGCAGUAAUGUGGCCUCCAAAUAAUAAGCUGAAUCCUGGGUUAUAGGUGUUUCACAUUUAGCCAUAGCUCAGUGCCCUGGUUUGUUGGGAAAGCACUAGACUCAACAUAAGAUUCUGGGGUCCAGUCUUGACUUCUGCACUGACUUGCUGCACAACCUUGAGCAAGUCACUUCCCUUCCCAUCGUCUUUAAUUUCCUCAUUGAAAAACGGGAAUAUAUGAUGGGGAAUACUAAGAGAUUCAAAUGAGAUCAUAGAUAUAGAGCUUCUCUGACAUGCCGAAAAUGUCUAAGACCUGUGUAAAGCAAGCUUAUUAAUAUUCACAGGACAAUGGAGGACAAAGAUGUAUAGUCUAUGAUUCUUAAAAGUAUAUAUGGAGAAAAGCAAGUGCGUUAGCCCAGGUAUUACCCAUAAGCCUCAGGUGAGUGUGUUGACAGUACCUCCCUUGGGGCAAGAUAGUGGGCUUGGGGACACCAGGAGCCUAAUAGAGCUAGGUAAGGGGAGUCAAGGGGAGUCAAAGAUGUAACUACUAAAGUGAGAGCAUGUGUCAAAAGAGAACAUAUAUAAAUAUAUGCACACAAACAUACAUAAGUACUAUACACACAUAUUUCUCACAUCUAUGAUGUGCCAAGUACUCUGCUAAGUCCCUUACAUGUAUUAUCUCAUUUAAUCCUUAUAAUAACCCUGUGAUAUUAGCAUGAUUAUCAUCCCUAUCUUAGAGAUGAAAAAACUGAGACUUAGAGACUAAUUUGCUAUUUUUCCCAUGGUCACUUAGCUAGCAUGAAGGACCCAAGUCUAGUGUGACUCCCAAGCCUGUUCUCAUAACCAUCAGGCACUAAAUUGCUAACCACAGAAUCCUCUGGUUGGUUGGUUCUCCUGAUCCCUUGCCUAGUGCUCUAAGUCCAGGUUCAGUCUAAAGGUCAGCCACUAGGGGGCGCUGCCUCCCCUGUUAAUGGACACCAGU
Molecule: messenger RNA, 5522 nt
Organism: Pteropus alecto (black flying fox)
Lineage: Eukaryota; Metazoa; Chordata; Mammalia; Chiroptera; Pteropodidae
Gene: TBC1D8B
Product: TBC1 domain family member 8B
Exons: 23
Coding region: 195-3410 (1071 amino acids)
Molecular function (GO): calcium ion binding
Source: RefSeq, a predicted model, not a curated record